This is a messenger RNA of Spirodela intermedia, 2097 nucleotides long. The record is from the annotation of a GenBank genome assembly. NCBI's taxonomy places the organism in Eukaryota, Viridiplantae, Streptophyta, Magnoliopsida, Alismatales, Araceae.
AUGUCAGGUAAGGGAGCAAAGGGGGUGAUCACAGGGAUGACCCCCGCCAAUAAGGACAAGAAGAAAGCCAUCUCUCGCUCCUCGCGGGCCGGUCUUCAGGUCCCGCUCGUUGAUCUCUACUUUGCUUGCCGUAGAUCUUUCUUCUUUCCCCCCCUUUGGGUUACUUUUCCCUCUAUUUGUGUGUGAAAUUCUUGUCAUCCUGGGUGUUCGUCCGGUUGCACAGCGUAUUUCUUGGUAGCGGUUGUGGAUUUUUCUUUUCUUUUUGGGUAUCAAUACGUGUUUUCCAUGUAUGUUGGUAGCUCGUGGUAUUCAUGAGACAUUGUCCCCUUAGAUUGCGUGGCAAUCCGCUCAUAGCUACCGGAGAUAUCAAAGCUGGUGUGGCUAAAUGCUGGUGAGGACUUUGACGUCGGGACUUUGUUCCAUUUCAGGCCAGGUUCUUUGCCCAUCGUCUUAUGUACUUUCUAACAGAGACCUCGUAAUUGGCGUGUCUCUCUUGUAUGCAAAUUCUAUGAUUGCAUCUGCUACGGUGAAAAAUGUCGAGGAUUGAAAUGACAAUGGAGAAGAGCACCGCCGACAUGGGGCCCUACCUGAGUGAAGAUCCUCAGGAACGGCUGUGAAGGGGAUUGGAACGCAGUGGUGAGAUCCUCUGACGCCCAAGGCUGUAUGAAAGAGUUGAGGUGAAGAGAACGCCACCAGGAGACCAGAAUAAGUACGGGCUAAGCUUCUGAUCUUUGGGUGGGAGCGAUUUAGUGACCAUGAUCUGUCUGAGACCUCAGAUAAACACAGAAGGUCCCAAGGAAUUCCUAGUGGAAUAUGCUCAUAGGUGCUACGAUAGAAGAAUGAGAGUUCAUGGAUUACCAAGCAGGAAAGACUAUAGAAUUCAGUAAAAACCAGUCAUAAAAUGCAAGAGGCAAUUGAAACUUCAGCUGGGGCGGAAUAUCUUGUAAAGAAUCACACCAUGUUCGGAUGCAUAUUCUUUCACGUCCUGUAGGAGUAGAAAAUCUAGUAAUUUUCUGCAAUGUUCAUGGAGGUUGUGAGGAGGAAUGAUUUUUCUCCUGGGAAGUUCCAGUGCGUUGAUCUUGGAAGCAGCUACUGUUCCUGAAAGUUCUGCAGCGCGGUUUCUAAUUACCCAGUCACUGCAAUGGAAGUGAGGAGGGCCCAAGCGAAUUUCACUUGGAGUACCGAACUCUACAUGCUAUUUCCUCGUCGGAGCUUUGUUUCCUGAUCGAAGGAUGAGCACUUUCAUGAAAUUUGCCCAUAGCAUGUCUUUAUUUUUUCCCCAUCUACGUCACAUGGACCAUCAGCGCAUUCUCAAUGUCGCUAUGGCUCACGCAGGAUGAAUGUAACUAGAAGUUCAUCUGUUUUUCCAUUGGUGAUCCUUACAUUGCUCAUGGGCCUUUUGUAUGUGCCUGUGAUGAUUUCGAUGAAGCUCCUCUUCAUUCUUUCCUUUUCUUCUAAGUGAUAUCCAUGGACAAUCCAUCAUAUGUUUUCUUCAAUCAGUCCAUGGCUUAUAAAGAUCCUUGUUUGCUAAAAACUACAGACCUUCGUUUCUAAUGCUCUAAAAUACUUGGAUACUCUCUCUCUCUCUCUCCCUCUCUCUCUCUCAAACACGCACAACCCAGUUUACACUUACUGUUCUACACGAGUUACCAGCGGAGCAUUCAUGGGUUUUGAGCGUUGCCCUCCUAUCAUCCACAAAGAAGCUAAUUCUCGGGAUUCAAUCUUCUUGGCCAUGCAUUGCUCCCAUGCGCAGCCCCUCUCAACUCUGCCUUCUCCAUAAAAUCACAGUUCCCAGUGGGCCGCAUCCACCGUAUGCUGAAGUCCCGCGUGGCAGCAAAUGGCAGAGUGGGCGCCACGGCUGCGGUGUACUCAGCAGCCAUCCUGGAGUACCUCACUGCAGAAGUGCUUGAGCUAGCGGGCAAUGCCAGCAAGGAUCUGAAGGUGAAGAGGAUCACCCCAAGGCAUCUCCAGCUGGCGAUCCGCGGCGAUGAGGAGCUGGACACGCUCAUCAAGGGAACCAUAGCAGGUGGCGGCGUGAUCCCUCACAUCCACAAGUCACUCGUCAGCAAGUCCUCCAAGGAUGGAUUGACCAUUUAA